AUGCCUGCUGGUCUUUCUGCGGUGGCCAUGAGUUAUACCAUCUCCAAAGACAAUACUGCGGGAGAUUCAUUCCGGCACGAUUGUCUUCUUGAAGAAUGGGGCCAGAAAAAGCAGCGGCACAGUUCACAACGACAAUCCCGCAUGCGACAGACGGGGUCUCUGCAUCGAAUGACUCCCGCAGAACUUACCUAUCAAGGAGAAAAUGAGCAUAUGAUGCGUAGCAGACUGGAAAUAAAUCCCGAAGAACAGCCUCUCGCGGACGAUAAUGGCCAGCAUUUCUCAGAUCUUUCCUUAGAUCAACAGCAAAUUGACUCUGGCGAUGACGAUGCACGCGCCGCAGAACUCCGGGAGAGUAAACGAUGGGAGCGUAUGAGGAAUCGUAUGAGGACGCAGGAGGCUGCCGACGAGGCUGCCGACAGGGCUGCCAAAUUGGAUGCCAGAAGGGCUGCUGAAGUGAAGGAAAUGCGCCGCCAACAGCGAAAGGCCUUGGAGAUGGCCGAGGAAGAGCGGAUGCUCGCGGCCAGAAACAACGACACGACAAUGGAUGCUCCUGAUUACUAUGAUAACGAUGAUAGUGCUAGUUUGGGGCCUUAUUCUCUGCGUGAUUCUCUUUACGCGGCCGCCCGUCCCACGCCUCAAUCCGAUACGGAGUACUCAACUCUUACCAGCACACCGCCCUUCAGCACGCCGCCCGAGAUCCGCGAGGUUGUGCGCCCGCCUCCAGCAUUCGAAAGGUCUCAAACUUCCCCCUUUGACGAUGAUAUCGAUCUGAGCCGUGGCGCGUCACAGGUUGACAAUGCCGGCAUUCCGUUGUCAUUCCCUGAGCGCGCGCAAUCACGUGGUUCUCCUGACCCUAUUGACUUCCUGAGUCUUUCAAGGGCUGCUAGACGAGACCAGGAGCGGCAGCUUAGCGAAGGGUGGAACUCCCAAGACGACUAUGAAGACGACGAUGAAGCCGACUAUGGACUCCUAUAUAGUGGAUAUCAGGACUCUGGAAACUAUCCUCCUCCUCGCAGGCGUUACCGAACCGGGACGAGGGAAGCACUCCCUCUCUACUAUAAUCAGCAACGCUCGACGCGACCCCUGGAUAGUUCUUACUACGUCCGCGAAUCGUUGUCCAGUGGACCUAGAUUCGAUACUGAGGUCAAGACCUCCACAGUCUACACCGCGAAGGAUGUUAAGUACAGCAAUAUUCCCCACAGAUAUCGAGACUCCGACUUCGCCUACUAG
Colletotrichum truncatum is the source of this 1230-nucleotide messenger RNA. RefSeq lists its product as uncharacterized. The record is from RefSeq and is a predicted model, not a curated record. NCBI's taxonomy places the organism in Eukaryota, Fungi, Ascomycota, Sordariomycetes, Glomerellales, Glomerellaceae.